AUGGCUUCCUUCCUAACUUCCACUCUCUAUUCCCUCUCCCUAACCCUAAUUUUAGCCGCCUCAGCCACCGCUAACCUCCCUUUCUCCACCCACUUCGUCGAAACAAAACCAACAACCACCAGAAAAAUGACCCGCCUUCAUUUCUAUUUCCAUGACAUUGUGAGUGGCAAGAACCCAACUGCUCUCAAAAUAAUCGGGCCUAAAAGUUUGUUUGGAACAACUGUAAUCAUCGAUGACCCUUUGACUAUAGACACCAAGCCCGAUUCGUUGGUGGUGGGAAGAGCUCAAGGACUCUAUGCUAUGGCUUCUCAACAUGACUCGGGUUUACUUAUGACUAUUAAUUUUGUUUUUACUUAUGGAAAGUACAAUGGAAGUGCGCUUAGUGUUAUGGGUCGAAACCGUGUGUUUGAUGUGGUGAGGGAAAUGCCUGUUGUUGGAGGAAGUGGGGUCUUUAGAUUUGCUCGUGGCUAUGCACUUGCGAGCACUGUGAGGUAUAAUUUGAAAACCGGAAACGCGGUGGUUCAGUAUAAUGUCACUGUCAUGCAUGAUUGA
Molecule: messenger RNA, 552 nt
Organism: Lactuca virosa
Lineage: Eukaryota; Viridiplantae; Streptophyta; Magnoliopsida; Asterales; Asteraceae
Source: the annotation of a GenBank genome assembly